Molecule: messenger RNA, 2263 nt
Organism: Etheostoma spectabile (orangethroat darter)
Lineage: Eukaryota; Metazoa; Chordata; Actinopteri; Perciformes; Percidae
Product: protein lifeguard 2
Exons: 12
Coding region: 257-1087 (276 amino acids)
Biological process (GO): negative regulation of apoptotic signaling pathway
Cellular component (GO): membrane; Golgi apparatus; endoplasmic reticulum
Source: RefSeq, a predicted model, not a curated record
CAGCUUCACCUGGAUGCUGCUAGAACAUCCAUCUGUGGGUGAGGGAGGGGUAUCUGCACGAGUCUUAACUGCGUUGUUUUGGGAUUACAUCACUAAAUCGUCACAGUGUCCAGUCUGAGCAGGCAAGAAGAGCACUAUCAAUCUGAGUUCCCCUGGCUAGACUCUGCAAGACCUACACUCUCAAGAGACACCACAGCCCUAUUGACUGGUGGAAUACAGAACAAGAAAACAUACUGCAGGACGACAGACAAGCAUCAUGACAAAGGGCAAGCUUUCACUUGCAAACAAGGCCAACAAUGGCUCCUUCAGUGGAGAAGCCUUAGUGUCACCAGCUCCUCCCAGCUAUCAGGAAGCCACCGAGGGCACCAGUGCUCCUUGCUACAAUGAUGUCGAGAUGCUCACGGAGUUCACCUGGGAUGAUCGCAACAUCAGGAGGGUCUUCAUCCGUAAGGUGUACACAAUCUUGAUGAUCCAGCUUUUGGUCACUCUUGCUGUUGUGUCUCUUUUCACAUUCUGUGACCCAGUGAAGGACUACAUUCAAUCCAACCCAGGCUGGUACUGGGCGUCUUAUGCUGUGUUCUUCGUCACAUAUCUCACCAUAUCUUGCUGCUCUGCACCAAGGAGACUGUUUCCAUGGAAUGUGAUUCUGCUUGGCAUCUUUACCCUCUCACUCUCAUACAUGACAGGGAUGUUGUCCAGCUACUAUAACACCAAGUCAGUGGUGAUGUGUCUUGGCAUCACAGUAGCAGUCUGUGUCCUGGUCACAGUCUUCAGCUUCCAAACUAAGUUUGAUGUGACAUCAUACCAGGGUGUGCUCUUUGUCUUCUGCAUGGUCCUGUUCGUCUCUGGACUGGUGCUGGCACUUGUCCUCCCCUUCCAAUAUGUACCCUGGUUGGAUGCCACCUUCGCUGUCCUGGGAGCCAUACUGUUUACCAUGUUUUUGGCAUUUGAUACCCAGCUACUCAUGGGAAAUAAACGCUACACCAUGAGUCCAGAAGAGUAUGUCUUUGCCACUCUCAACCUCUAUUUAGAUAUUAUCUACAUCUUCUCCUUCUUCCUCCAAAUCUUUGGAACAAAACAUGAGUAAACCGUCACCCCACCUAUCUUACCUACAGACAAGGAAUGGGAAUUUAGGCAGAAAUAAUCAGAGUAUUUUAAAAUGUUGGUGAUUGUGAUGACAAUGCUUCCUGUUGUAACAUCUUUAUUUUUUUUGCCUGAUACAGAUAAGGCCACACAUACUUUGUGAAUCUCUUGUAGAUAGAUGUAUGUCAGUUUUCACAUCCAAAAUGUAUUCAACCUUACCUUCUUCUCUAGCAUGUUGUGAACCCUAUGGGGCUUUAGCUUACUAGUUUUACCAACAAGAAACAAUCAGUGGUCUUCCUCCUUUUAACGUAGAUAAAGAAUACUGUGAGUGUUCAUCUGAAGCGAUAUGGCUGUCUUUCUGUCCUUCCUAUAUCACAAAUGUCUUGCAAUCAAUAUAUGUCAGUGCUCUUUAAGAGGUAUGUAAUCUAUUGUACAUGGCUCUUAAAAAGCCCUAACUAUGCCAAGUGUAGUCAUCCCAUCAUUGGAAUAUUUCUGUGGGAGAUGAAUUAAUGACGUAACUGAAAGCACAAAUGUAAUUUUAAAAAAAGCUUCAAAGACUUUUCCUAUGUUUUCAAGCAUAUACAUUAUGGUUUAUGUAUUGGUUUUACUCCAUUGAACUCUAAGGCUAUCAUUCAUUAUAUUCACCUUGUUGUAUGGUUUCUAAUUAGUAUGUCAUUGUUCUAAUAUGUGUGUUUAAUCCUGAAAUGUUUUGAAUGAAGAUUGUGUAUAAUAAUCUUUUCAUGAAAAGCAUUUAGUUUGGACAUUUCUUGAUUGUUGGCAUUAUAGUCCUUUGGUUUUUGUUAAUAUGGAAAUGUAUUCAGUUGGUUUGAAGUGCUGACACAAUCAUGAUAAUAAUACAAAUAUUUAACAUUAAACAGACAGUGCCAUACAUACACAGAUUUACUGUAACUUUUGAUAAGGCCUACAUUUGGGAAGGGGCUUGAAUGCUAUUUUUCAUGACAUGACAAGUUUAUUUUUUUAAGACAGAAUGAUAUAUUUCAGAAGUGUAUAAUAUAACAAUGGUGAGUGUGAAGCUUAAAAUAAUUCAUAAGUUGUCUAAAGUGGCCUUGGACUUCCUUUAUUUCACAAUAUUGAUGCAGUAUAUUGUAAUGUCCCUGCAUUUCACGAAGCAUUUGUGUUUCUGUAUUGAUUUAUUAAAGGGUGAAUGUGCAUGAAUGGA